GACGCACUAAACUCUACAUGGAGAAUCACUUUAAUGAUCAAAGCACGGAAUGUUCCGCCAGUUCAGACAGCAACGACUGCCAGAGGGUAGACCAAUAUGGAUUUGAGAGAGCGGAAGAUUUCAACUAUGAAUCCUAUGAGGACUUUAUGUCCAAGCAUUUAGCUGUUGUCACUAGAAGGUCAAAGAAGUGGUCGAAACUUUUGCAGGGCACUGUAAAUGUUGAGAAAAAUAUAAAAGUGAAGCGAUAUGUGAGGAAGGGGGUUCCAUGUGAACAUCGCACUCAGAUCUGGAUGGCAGCUAGUGGAGCCCAGGACCAGUUGGACAGAAAUCCUGGCUACUAUCAUUCUCUAUUAAAGCCUGAGCAUGACCCUAAAAUAGAAGAGGUUAUACGUGCUGAUAUGCACAGAACCUUUCCUGACAACAUUCAGUUCCGUGCCACCUCCCAGCCAUGUUUACAAAAAGCCCUGUUUAAUGUACUUCUGGCUUAUGGACACCACAAUAAGGAUGUUGGUUACUGUCAGGGAAUGAACUUUAUUGCUGGAUACCUCCUCGUCAUCACCAAAGAUGAAGAGAAGUCUUUCUGGUUAAUGAAUGCUUUACUUGGCAAGAUCUUACCAGACUAUUACACACCAACAAUGCUGGGGCUUCAAAUGGAUCAAGAGGUGCUUGGAGAGCUUGUCAGGAUGAAGGUUCCUGCUGUCUGGCAGGUCAUGAAUAGACACGAUGUAAUGUGGACCCUGGUGGUCUCACGCUGGUUCAUCUGCCUGUAUGUUGACAUACUUCCUGUAGAGACAGUGCUGAGAAUAUGGGACUGCCUGUUUUACGAGGGAUCCAAGAUCCUGUUCCGAGUGGCUUUGACGCUGAUUCGUCACCAUCAGAACCUCAUCUCACAGGCGCAGAGUCUCCCAGAAAUCUGUGAAUGCUUCAAACAGAUCACUCACGGGGAGUACGUAGAGGACUGCCAUACAUUCAUGCAGAAAAUCUUUAUGGAGCCUGGAGGUCUCUCUACAGCAACAAUUACUAAACUCAGGAAGAUGUGUAGGAAUCACAUUACUUCUGCCUAAAACCCUCCUUUACACUAAAUGGUGAACAUGGACAUACAGUUCUGCAUUUUCAGCAUGCGAGAUGAGAAUUUAUUACUUACUGUGUGGGAAAACUUCAUAGUGUGUUAAGCUUUUAUAUGAAUAUUUUAAACAUAAUGAAA
This is a messenger RNA of Sinocyclocheilus anshuiensis, 1204 nucleotides long. Its product is annotated as growth hormone-regulated TBC protein 1-A-like. The coding region runs from base 18 to 1064 and encodes 348 amino acids. Gene Ontology annotation, molecular function: small GTPase binding; GTPase activator activity. The record is from RefSeq and is a predicted model, not a curated record. NCBI's taxonomy places the organism in Eukaryota, Metazoa, Chordata, Actinopteri, Cypriniformes, Cyprinidae. The transcript has 8 exons. Gene Ontology annotation, biological process: regulation of GTPase activity.